Messenger RNA from Poecile atricapillus (Black-capped chickadee), 662 nucleotides. RefSeq names its product serine/threonine-protein kinase LMTK3-like. Lineage: Eukaryota; Metazoa; Chordata; Aves; Passeriformes; Paridae. The transcript is spliced from 5 exons. The record is from RefSeq and is a predicted model, not a curated record. Gene Ontology annotation, molecular function: protein kinase activity. The coding region runs from base 58 to 648 and encodes 196 amino acids. Gene Ontology annotation, biological process: protein phosphorylation.
UCCCCAGGUGUACCUGUGACGUCACCAGGUGCGUCAGUGACAUCACCAGCCGUACCUAUGACGUCACCAGGCGCCCCCAUGACGUCACCAUCCCCGGGGGCGUGGCCGGUGGCGCGGGAGCGGCUCCAGGUGUCCCUGAGCGAAGCCGUUUCCGUCUCUCGGCGCCUCCUGAGGGACCCCCCGGGGGGAGGGGGGGAGGGGCGCCCCUCCCCCACCCGCGGCUCCAGCGCCGACAUCCGAGCCAAGGCCUCCCGCCUCUCGCUGCCGCUGCCGCCUCUGGCCCUGCGGCCUCUCCCGCUGCGCUGGGGCGCGCCCGAAACCUCUCGGGGGGACCCGGACGAGGACGACGAAGACGAGGAGGAUGAGGAAGAAGCGGCGGGACCCGAGGAGGCCUCGGCGGGGCCCGUCCCGCUCGUGGUUUCGCGCUGGGACGGCCGCGGCCUCCGCGGCCUCCUGAAACCUCCGCGGCGCCCGCCGGAAGUCGGACUGAGCUCCAACCGGAAGCGAAAAGCGGUAUCCUUCUUCGAUGACGUCACAGUGCACCUAUUCGAUCAGGAGACGCCGACCAACGAGUUGAGCGGGCAGAGCGGCCCCGAGGAGCCCGCGGCGAUGGCGCCCCCCGAUGGCCUGGCCGCCGUCGAGAACUGAGCCCGGGGGAGGGG